Gossypium raimondii (Peruvian cotton) is the source of this 1070-nucleotide messenger RNA. Its product is annotated as pathogenesis-related thaumatin-like protein 3.5. The transcript is spliced from 3 exons. The record is from RefSeq and is a predicted model, not a curated record. Gene Ontology annotation, biological process: defense response. Lineage: Eukaryota; Viridiplantae; Streptophyta; Magnoliopsida; Malvales; Malvaceae. Gene Ontology annotation, cellular component: extracellular region. Bases 74 to 928 code for a protein of 284 amino acids.
AUUCUUCUCCCUCCCCUUUGCUUUAAAUCUCUGCUCCAAAUUCUUCAUAUCACAUCCUCCCACACACACAAAGAUGAAUCCUUUACUUUCACCUCUUCUUUUCACACUGCUAAUGCUUUCAUCAGGGCCAAAAAUGUAUGAAUGUGCAAGAGUCUUCACCAUAGUAAACUACUGCAAGGAAACAAUCUGGCCUGGAGUCACCCCCGGUGACAACUUCAACGGAGGUGGUUUCGAAUUAAAAUCCGGCCAAUCCGUUGUUUUUCAAGCCCCAGUGGGGUGGAGUGGUCGAAUAUGGGGCCGAACCGGUUGCAAGUUCGACAAAAGCGGAACCGGUUCAUGCCAAACAGCCGAUUGCGGUAACACCCUUAAGUGCAAAGCCUCGGGGAAAACCCCGGCUUCGUUGGCUGAAUUUACGCUUUCUAACGUAGAUUACUACGAUGUGAGCCUGGUCGACGGAUUCAAUCUUCCGAUUGCUGUUAAACCGAUGAAUGGGCAAGGCAACUGCAGCAGUGCGGGUUGCGAUAAGGACCUGCGGCAAACUUGCCCCUCGGAGUUAGCCGUCAAGGGCGGAAACGGCAAGGUUAUUGGUUGCCGAAGCGCCUGCGAUGUGUUCAACACCGAUGAGUAUUGCUGCCGAGGGACUUAUGGGAACCCUGUGAUAUGUCAACCUACGUUUUAUUCCAAGAAGUUUAAAGAUGCUUGCCCCACUGCAUAUAGUUACGCAUAUGAUGAUCCAACCAGUAUUUUCACUUGUUCUGCUUCUGAUUAUGUUGUCACCUUCUGCUCAUCCAGGAAUCAAACGGUAUGUUCUUACCAUGACCACAAGCUUGUGUGCAACGCAGCAAAUGGCUUAAAUCCAUGGAUGGGAAGUUGGUGGACUGCAAUGCUUGCACUGUUAUUAAUGAUUAAUCUGAGGAUCUUUUUCUAAGAAAAAAUGGCUGUAAUUUGUAAUUGUAAAAUUACAAUUACAUUCUUUUAUUCUUUAAUAAUCAUUAUCUUUUCUUUUUCCUUUUCCAUGUUGACACUUUUUGUGAAUAUUACUGACGGAAAUGAAGAUAAAACUUAUGGGC